Messenger RNA from Gracilinanus agilis (Agile Gracile Mouse Opossum), 4665 nucleotides. It is a transcript of the gene ARHGEF12, whose product is annotated as Rho guanine nucleotide exchange factor 12. Bases 12 to 4325 code for a protein of 1437 amino acids. The transcript has 36 exons. Gene Ontology annotation, biological process: G protein-coupled receptor signaling pathway; Rho protein signal transduction. Gene Ontology annotation, molecular function: GTPase activator activity; guanyl-nucleotide exchange factor activity; G protein-coupled receptor binding. Gene Ontology annotation, cellular component: cytoplasm. The record is from RefSeq and is a predicted model, not a curated record. NCBI's taxonomy places the organism in Eukaryota, Metazoa, Chordata, Mammalia, Didelphimorphia, Didelphidae.
AUGGAGCAGCCAUGCGGGCUGGAGUACAAACAGGUGAUCGAAUCAUCAAGGUAAAUGGAACUCUAGUGACUCAUUCAAACCAUUUGGAAGUGGUAAAGCUUAUCAAAUCGGGUUCCUAUGUAGCUCUCACUGUUCAGGGACGCCCACCUGGGUCGCCCCAGAUUCCAUUAGCUGAUUCUGAAGUGGAGCCAGCAGCCUUUGGACAUAUGUCUCCCAUCAUGACAUCCCCCCAUUCACCUGGAACAUCUGGAAAUACAGAGAGAAUCACCAGUCCAGUGUUGAUGGGGGAAGAAAACAAUGUGGUUCACAGCCAGAAAGUAGAAAUUCUGAGAAAGAUGCUACAGAAAGAGCAGGAACGGCUACAGUUGUUGCAAGAAGAUUACAGCCGCACACCUGCUCAGCGAUUGCUUAAGGAGAUCCAGGAGGCCAAGAAACACAUCCCUCAGUUGCAGGAGCAGUUAUCCAAAGCAACAGGCUCUGCUCAGGAUGGAUCUGUAGUUCUACCUAGCAAAUCUUCUGGUGACUCCUUUCUACUCAAUGAAGUAGAAGCAGACAGUGGUGAUGGGUUGGGCAGAAUUGAUUGUAGCACUGGAGAUGGUUCUCGACUCAAUAGUGACAUUGCAGAUAGCCCCAGAGGUGGCUUGAAGGAAAGAAUUUAUCUAGAAGAAAGCCCAGAGAAAAAUGAGAUGGUGCAAGAUAAUGACACUCAGUCAAAUAUUGGGAGCCCCUUAAUUCGAACAGCACCUCAGAUCAUUGGCGCAGAGGAUGAUGACUUUGGCACUGAACAUGAACAGAUUAAUGGACAAUGCAGCUGCUUCCAAAGUAUUGAACUGCUAAGAUCCCGCCCUGCUCACCUAGCUGUGUUCUUACACCAUGUCGUUUCACAGUUCGACCCUGCAACAUUGCUCUGUUAUCUUUAUUCAGACUUGUACAAACAGACCAAUUCCAAGGAGACUCGGCGCAUCUUCCUUGAAUUUCACCAAUUCUUUCUGGACCGAGCAGCACACCUGAAGGUUUCUGUUCCAGAUGAAAUAUCUUUAGACCUGGAGAAGAGAAGGCCAGAACUUAUUCCUGAAGAUUUACACCGCCAUUAUGUCCAAACUAUGCAAGAUAAAGUCUAUCCUGAAGUUCAGAAGCACUUGGAAGACUUUAGGCAGAAACGUAGUAUGGGGCUAACCUUAGCUGAAAGUGAGUUGACCAAACUUGAUGCAGAGAGAGAUCGUGACAGGGUGACCCUGGAGAAAGAACGGGCAUGUGCAGAACAGAUCAUUGUCAAAAUUGAAGAAGUGUUGAUGACAGCUCAAGCUGUGGAAGAAGAUAAGAGUUCAACAAUGCAAUAUGUGAUCCUCAUGUACAUGAAGCAUUUGGGAGUCAGAGUCAAAGAGCCUCGUAAUUUGGAGCAUAAGCGAGGUCGCAUAGGGUUUCUGCCCAAAAUCAAGCAGAGUAUAAAGAAAGAUAAAGAAGGCGAAGAAAAAGUGAAGAGAAGAGGAUUCCCUAGCAUUUUAGGACAACCAAGGAGACCAAGUCGUCACGAUAGCAGUGCAAUUGGCAGAGCCAUGGAAUUACAAAAGCAGCGCCAUCCCAAGCACUUAUCCACACCCUCAUCAAUGAGUCCUGAACCUCAGGACUCUGUGAAGUUGCGCCAGAGUGGGAUUGCCAGUGAUGUAGCAGAUGUUAUGUAUAUGCCUGCUAAUUCCAUGUCUUCUUUGACUUCAGGGACUAGUGCCUCCCAAGAGGGAGGGAAAGAGAAUGAAAUGGGGUCAAAACCAAUUGGAGAAGCACCAGGUUCUGGAGAUUCUACAGAUGGUACACCUAGAACUCCCAAUACAGUCUUUGAUUUCCCAGCUCCACCAUUAGACCAAUUGCAGGAGGAGGAAGGUGAAAUAGAAAGGUUACCUGAACAUGGAACACCAAAAUCUUUUCGAAAGCUUGAUAGUAUAGCUUUUGGGGAAAGUCAGAGUGAAGAUGAACAGUUUGAAAAUGACUUAGAAACAGAUCCACCAAAUUGGCAGCAGCUUGUUAGCAGAGAGGUGCUACUAGGGCUAAAACCUUGUGAGAUCAAACGGCAGGAAGUGAUCAAUGAGUUGUUCUAUACUGAGCGAGCUCAUGUCCGCACACUGAAGGUUUUGGAUCAGGUGUUCUACCAGCGAGUGUCCCGAGAGGGGAUUCUGCCAUCGUCAGAACUGAGAAGAAUCUUCUCCAACCUGGAAGAGAUUCUUCAGCUUCACAUUGGGUUGAAUGAACAAAUGAAGGCUGUUCGAAAGAGGAAUGAGACUUCAGUAAUUGAUGAAAUUGGAGAAGAUUUAUUGAUCUGGUUCAGUGGAGCCGGAGAGGAAAAGUUGAAACAUGCAGCUGCCACCUUCUGUAGUAACCAGCCUUUUGCCCUGGAAACGAUCAAGACUCGCCAAAAAAAGGACUCUCGAUUCCAAACUUUUGUGCAGGAUGCUGAGAGUAAUCCACUAUGCCGUCGACUGCAACUAAAGGAUAUUAUUCCUACUCAAAUGCAGAGGCUUACUAAAUAUCCCCUUCUGCUGGAUAAUAUUGCUAAGUAUACAGAACGGCCAAAGGAAAGAGAGAAGGUGAAGAAAGCAGCAGAUCACUGUCGUCAAAUCCUAAAUUAUGUGAAUCAAGCUGUCAAGGAGGCAGAGAAUAAGCAGCGCUUAGAAGAUUAUCAGCGUCGCCUUGAUACAUCUAACUUGAAGCUGUCGGAGUAUCCAAAUGUUGAAGAGCUCAGGAAUUUGGAUUUAACAAAGAGGAAGAUGAUUCAUGAAGGACCAUUGGUUUGGAAAGUGAAUAGAGAUAAGACUAUUGAUCUGUACACAUUGCUGCUGGAAGACAUUCUUGUAUUGUUACAAAAACAAGAUGAUAGACUGGUGUUGAGGUGUCAUAGUAAAAUUCUAGCCUCUACAGCAGAUAGCAAACACACCUUCAGCCCUGUCAUCAAAUUGAAUACUGUGUUGGUUCGACAAGUUGCAACAGAUAACAAAGCUUUAUUUGUCAUCUCUAUGUCAGACAAUGGAGCCCAAAUUUAUGAAUUGGUGGCACAGACAGUUUCUGAAAAGGCAGUUUGGCAAGACUUGAUUGGCAGGAUGGCCCUGUCAGUAAAGGAACAGUCCACAAAGCCUAUCCCACUUCCAGAGUCACCCCCCUGCGAAGGGGAGCAUGAUGAAGAAGAAGCUUCAAAGCUGAAAGAGGAAUCACAUGGUGUUUCUACCUCUAGUCUUCAAAGUCCAGAAAAACACAUGGGAACUGAGACUUCUUUAAUGUCAAAACCUCAGUCCCCUUCAUCAUCCCCAGUUACAUCUGGGAAAUCAGAGAUCAGUGAUAUAUUGACUGAAAGACAGUUUGAAAAGGAACAACAAGCAGAAGAGACUUUGAAAGAGUCUGGAAUGGACUAUCAGAGUACUGUUCCAGAGCCACAUUUCCCUGUGUCUGAAGAGCGAUGGGCUUUGGAUGCACUGAGGAACUUGGGUCUGUUGAAGCAGUUAUUGGUACAGCAGCUAGAUUUGACUGAGAAGACGACUCAUGAAGACUGGCAGCAUUUCCCCAGGUUUAGGGCAGCCUCUCAAGGGGUACAGGUAGAAAAUCCAGAUACAAUCCAAAAUGUCCUGGACCAUUCUGAAAAUAAUAAGACUAGCCAGCCUUGUGAAGGACAAAUGUCCCUCCAAACCGGAACUGGUGAAACUGCUGCAUGUUACAGCCCAAGGACUUCAAUUGAAUCCCCAGUUCCACAGGAUUAUAUGGAACUGGCAUCUCAAAAUAGCAGGGCAAGUAACCUUUUAGUCAUGGACCACAUGAUCAUGACCCCAGAGCCAUCUAGCACAGAACUAGAAGGGGGUCCUGAUGACAGCGGAGAGCACUUUUUUGAUGCCCGUGAAGCCCACAGUGAUGAUAAUCCUUCAGAAAGUGAUGGGAUAGAAAGAAAGGAAGAAGAAGCUGUUCAGUUACGGAUCUCAGGAAAUGUUCUGAUCCUUGAUGGCUAUGAAACAGUGCAGGAGAGCUCUACGGAGGAGGAAGUUGUUCCAGGCCUCCCUGCUAUGGGCUGGGCUCACCAGCAGCAGCCUCUCCGGGAUACCCAGUCUGAUGGAGGAGGUUCUCCAUUCACCCCUGAAUUCCUCAUCCAGCGGCGAUGGGGACCUGUGGAGGAGUUUGGCUUCAGUGCCCAGAGUCCUUCCUCUGCAGACUCACACAGCCAAAUCAUGCAGUACAUUGGGAAGAUAGAGGCUGACCUUGAACACUUAAAGAAGGUGGAGGAAAGUUACAUGACUCUUUGCCAAAGGCUGGCUGGAUCAGCCCUCACAGAGGAUCACUCAGAUAAAAGUUAAAGCCACAGCUCUUUUUGGCUGAAGUUUGGAUUCUGAGCCUCGGCCUUGCAUCACCACAUCCUGGCUCCAGGGUGGACUGGGAGAGAGUGUGUGAUAGAGGAUCUUCCUGUGGAUCAUCAGAGUGCUAGCCAUGUCCCAGUAUGCUCAAGUGGGAAUUGUUUUUUUCCCAGUAUGGCAGCUGCACUUGUUUGUCAGUGAGGGAGUGUCCUUUCUCUCAUUUUUUCCCCCUCACUAUCAGAAAUUAAUUUUGCUUUCAGAACAAAAACCAAAUGUACAGAGCUUUGGGUGUAGGAUAUAAAAAUGUAUUUAGACAUUUAAAAAAAAAAGAGAAAAAAGAGAA